AUGUCCUCCUCUCCCUCCCGUGAACACUCUGUCGAUCACGAGGAGAAUUCUACCGCUAGUGAUGUCGGCGCCGUAACUGGUUACACGUUCACCAAGUCUCAACUGGACUUCAUGAGGGACCGCGUCGAUGCGUAUGUCGGAACGGCCUCCAAAAAGCGCCGGCGGUUUUUCAAGCGGAUAUGCGACCAUCUUGGGCAAAAAAUCGAAAAGGAGCGCGGAAAACCGAUGUUGCAAAGUGAAGAAAAAAAGCUAUUGCAGGGGAUACGCACCUGGUUCAAAGCACAGACGAAAACAACGAGGAAAAGCAAGGAUGAUUACUCCACAAAUUGGUACCCCCGCCUAGUCUAUAUGAAAUCUAAACGGCGCAGAACAAAAGCAAUGGCAAAACGGAUGCUCAAGGGAGACUGGGACGUGGAUCGGUUCUUGGAAGAGUACGACUCCGACGCUGCACCCGGGACAUAUGGCUCCGACGACGAUGAUGUACCAAAACGCAAGGGUCGGAAAGGGGGGGAAGGAGAUUGGUUCUUCAACUAUUACCAGGAUGCUGCCAGAGAGCUUAUGUCUCGGUUAUCGGAGUCCCAGCACGCUCACUACGAGACACUCGCAGCCAAAUGGAACGCCACCGGACCGCCGCCAAAGAUCCAAGCCGAGAACGCAGACAAGAAGGCAAGCAAGAAAGCGUAUGACUGGGCCAAGGAUAUGGACAAAGACUUUAACUGCAUAUCCAUGACUUUCUUGGGUUGGAGGCGAGCGAACGGUAGGCCCAUCGCAAUCCUCUCGGAGUUCAACAAAGAUUUUGGCCGGUCAACCGACUUCUCUGAACGGAACCGCGAUGAUGUCCAGGCGCUCUUCCGAGAGUUUCGCAAUUAUGUGUACGACGAAUUCGAUACCAAACCGACCGAUUCGGACGAAGAGGAGGUCCGUCUCCCAGCAGACACGCGAGGGAGUAAGAAGCCGUUAAUCCCAAUGGUUCGCAACUCGUAUGGCGAACCUAUCCUCCCCAACCCCAACACUCGACCAAGAAACGUCCGGGAGCACGACUGGUAUACCGACAUUCUCAGGUCGUUCUUCAUCUACCAUUACCAGCUGUCAGGAAACUUCAAGACUGUCGACUCUUUUCGAUUCCCAUGGACACAGUUGGCGGCCAACCGUCGUGCUUUCAUCUCAGAGGAAGUGAUGCCGCAGAACAUCGUCGAUCACAUAAAGGAACCGUCGUCGAUGCGUCUUGGUCCCAAAAAGGAGGUUUUUAAUUACCUGUACGACUUGCAGUCAGAAGCCCGUGUGGAUGAAGAAGCUGCCGAUGAGCUUCUUUUCGAGCUACAUGCUUACCUCGACCCAAAGGACAACAUAUUGCCCAGAAAUCCUCGAAAACGGCAAGGAGAUGUAACCGGCGACCAACACGAGUAUACAGUGUUGGGAGGAGAUUCAAAGGAUGGAGCAGGAGGUAAACGAGGCAAGAAGAAAGAACCGGAGAGGAAGAAGGGAUCCAAGGAGAAGGCUGCAGGGGGAAAGGUCGAUAAGACUGCAGGUUCGCGCAAGAAGAAGGCACCCCGUCUCUCGGAUGAAGAGGAGGCCAUCUCUACCGACGGCAGCGAGGAAAGCGACAGUUUUUCGAUGCGAACCGAUUCUGGUGAUUCCGAUCUGGCGUCAGAAGGCGACUAUGACGAUCCCCAUUACGAAGGCGACUCAGAGGAAACCGAUUCAGAGGAAAGUGAGUCGGAAGACGACAACGAGGAAGACGAGGACGAGGAAGAUGGAGAAGCAGAAGGGACGGGCUUUCAGCGGCGAGACAUGCCAGAGAAGUUUGUGUUCGACUACAGAAGUAGUAGCGAGAGCGAAGAGGAGGGCCAAAGAUCGAAGAGAGGAGGGAUUCAACCAGAUGAAGAGUCAACGGCGCCUGAAGCGGAAAACAGUUCAGAAUCCGGUGAGGAUGACCUGGCACAGGCGGCGGUGACCGAGCGACAAUCGUCGAAGAAACGAGCAUCGAAGAAGGGUUCAAAUUCGAAGGAGUCGGCAGACGGGAGGGCUAGUGGUGAAAGCGCCGUGGAUGAAAAGGUGUCGAGUUUCAAGGGAGUCAGGACAAGGAAGCAGAAGGAGAUGGCGGAACGAGGGUUGACACUCCCCCCAGAGUCGGCAUCUCAGAUCGGUCGCAAGCGUAAGCGCAGGGGGACGACAAGUGAAGCGCCUGAAAAGCGUGAUCGCCGUCCCAAACGGGCCAAGGAAAUUCAACAAGAGCCCACAGACCGGGGUAAGAGGGCCACAAGUGGUGGAACCGAUCGUCCUCGCGAGGUCCAGAAGGCACAGGGUGAGGCUAAUACCGUCGGAGGAAAAAAGACCAAAGUACCGCCGGCCACUCCCAUAAAGCGCAGUCAAAGGCUCGCAUCGCAAACGCCGCAAAGAAUCACUCGAGCAUCGGCCAAGAGUCCUGUCAAGCAAAAAGGGAGGAGGUAA
Molecule: messenger RNA, 2451 nt
Organism: Coprinopsis cinerea okayama7#130
Lineage: Eukaryota; Fungi; Basidiomycota; Agaricomycetes; Agaricales; Psathyrellaceae
Exons: 4
Coding region: 1-2451 (816 amino acids)
Source: RefSeq, a predicted model, not a curated record